Molecule: messenger RNA, 438 nt
Organism: Gossypium raimondii (Peruvian cotton)
Lineage: Eukaryota; Viridiplantae; Streptophyta; Magnoliopsida; Malvales; Malvaceae
Exons: 1
Coding region: 1-438 (145 amino acids)
Biological process (GO): protein ubiquitination
Molecular function (GO): ubiquitin protein ligase activity
Source: RefSeq, a predicted model, not a curated record
AUGGGUGUUGACAAGCUAGAGAAGUGCUACUUUUCUCUCCUUUCAAUGCUUUCGUCUGUGCAAUGGGCCUGGAAUUUGUUGCUUCGUUUCUCCUUGUUCCCUUAUCAAAUACCUGCACCCAUUGGCCGCGAUGAUUUCAAGCUAGGGUGCCGGAAUUACAGCUGCAAGCAAGACGCGGGUGGUGAUGAAGAAGAAGAAGUUGAAUGUGCUAUAUGUCUAUGUAAGAUCGAUGAAGACGACGAGAUUCCAGAGUUGAGAUGCGACCACCUUUUCCAUAAAGUUUGUUUGGAUAGAUGGGCCGGACACCGGCGUUCCACCUGCCCUAUCUGUCGCACUUCUUUAACCCCUCGCCAACUAAUUUCCGGCGUGGAAGUCAUUCAUUUCAAAUACUGUUCUUUGGAUGAUACCGGUCACCGGGAAACCUGGUGGCUGCGUUAG